AUGGCAGACCGAUUCCCCUCCCUAGAAGACUUCUCCGCUGGCCAAACUGAAGUCGUGGAGACCAACGGCACAGAUGCCGAUGAUUUCCUAGCCCGCGAACGAGCCGUUCUAGGUGACGAUGCAGAGCAGUUUGCUACCCCUCAAGACCACGUCGCUAACACCGACGGUGUAAAUGCUGGCGAUGACGAUUUACUGGGCGGUGCGGACGAGACUCCAGCUGGCGCAGCCCCCGAGAUCUCCGGAUUCGAAUCUUCUUUCCCUGCUAUUGAGACACAGAAUGAGCAAGUUGCGCCUGGCGGCAUGAUCACUGGAACCGGCGCUCCUUUCCCGCCCACGGGCUUCUCAAGCUACCAAACUCCGGAGGAGGAAUCCGAGCCCGUUAGGGAAUGGCGCGAAAGACGAGAUGCGGACAUUGCACGCCGCGCGGAGAUUUCCGAAGAAAAGAAGCAAGCGACUGUUAAGAAGGCUCAAGAAGAUAUCGAUGACUUUUACGUUUCCUAUAACAAUAAGACCGAUAAAUUGCAUGCUCAGACUCGUGCGGAUGCCGAACAAUUCCUCGCCAAUCGCGAAGACACUUCUUCCGGAGGUACCAGCUGGGAUCGCAUCGCAAAACUUGUUGAUGUCUCUGGAAAGGGUGCCAAGGGUGGUGCAAGCGGGUCUGGCAAGGAGCGUUUCCGUCAGUUGUUGGUUGAUCUGAAGAAGGAUGAGAAUGCCCCCGGUGCCAGUGGCAUCUAG
Molecule: messenger RNA, 735 nt
Organism: Aspergillus nomiae NRRL 13137
Lineage: Eukaryota; Fungi; Ascomycota; Eurotiomycetes; Eurotiales; Aspergillaceae
Product: clathrin light chain CLC1
Exons: 4
Coding region: 1-735 (244 amino acids)
Biological process (GO): clathrin coat assembly; intracellular protein transport; clathrin-dependent endocytosis
Cellular component (GO): clathrin coat of trans-Golgi network vesicle; plasma membrane; clathrin coat of coated pit
Molecular function (GO): structural molecule activity; clathrin heavy chain binding
Source: RefSeq, a predicted model, not a curated record